AUGUCUGGACGUGGAGGCUCCAUCCGAGGAGGUGAUCGCGGUCGCGGCCGGGGUCACAACAAAGCUGCUGGCGCUGGUGGUCAUGAAAAACCAAAGAAAGAGAACAUCCUUGAUCUGAGCAAGUACCUCGACAAGGAGUUGGAUGUCAAAUUCAGUGGCGGUCGUGAAGUCACCGGCACUCUGAAGGGCUACGACCAGUUGAUGAAUCUCGUUCUUGAUUCUAGCAAGGAGGUUAUGCGUGAUUCUGAGGGCAACAAGAGCACUCGCCCCCUGGGCCUGCUCAUUGUUCGUGCUAACCUUCUCGUGUCGAUUUCACCCGUUGGUGAGGCACUCACUCACAACCCGUGGUUGCAAAAGACUGUUGCUUAA
This is a messenger RNA of Penicillium taxi, 369 nucleotides long. Its product is annotated as U6 snRNA-associated Sm-like protein LSm7. The transcript is spliced from 3 exons. Gene Ontology annotation, biological process: nuclear-transcribed mRNA catabolic process; mRNA splicing, via spliceosome. Gene Ontology annotation, cellular component: spliceosomal tri-snRNP complex; U2-type prespliceosome; U12-type spliceosomal complex. NCBI's taxonomy places the organism in Eukaryota, Fungi, Ascomycota, Eurotiomycetes, Eurotiales, Aspergillaceae. Gene Ontology annotation, molecular function: RNA binding. The record is from RefSeq and is a predicted model, not a curated record. Bases 1 to 369 code for a protein of 122 amino acids.